This is a messenger RNA of Haplochromis burtoni (Burton's mouthbrooder), 1516 nucleotides long. It is a transcript of the gene tmem167b, whose product is annotated as transmembrane protein 167B. The record is from RefSeq and is a predicted model, not a curated record. The transcript has 3 exons. Lineage: Eukaryota; Metazoa; Chordata; Actinopteri; Cichliformes; Cichlidae. The coding region runs from base 150 to 374 and encodes 74 amino acids.
AGUGUGAAGCGUAGAAGAAGAUUUUAAGUCAGGGAAACGGAAAUGUCAGCCGAGUGACUGCAUAAUAUCUCUACUUUAAAAUUUAGGAUGGAAUGCUAGUUUAGAGGAACAAACCGUCAUAUAACAUCGUCAAAGAAAAAGCUGCGAAUAUGACAAAUGUUUAUUCAUUCGAUGGCAUCCUUGUCUUCGGGCUGCUUUUUAUCUGCACUUGUGCAUACCUCAAAAAGGUGCCUCGCCUCAACAACUGGCUGCUGUCAGAGAAAAAAGGAGUGUGGGGUGUGUUCUACAAAGCUGCAGUAAUUGGGACAAGGCUUCACAUCGCUGUGGCAGUAUCUUGCCUGGCCAUGGCCUUCUACAUUGUCUUCUUAAAAUGAUGGUGAGGCUAGAUGGGAAAGGACAAACUUUUCAGAGAGGGGAUGGACUCAUCUCUGCGGUCACGUUUUAACCCUUGUUGUUGGGACACCUUUUGGAUUCUAUGACUGAUGAACCCCCGCUGGACCUUUGGACCCAUGUGAAAGUGAAGUCAGUGCUGCCCCCUUCUGAUGACUGGGUACACAGCUUCUACCUUAAUAUUAUGUAUGCACUACAGAUGUGAAGUACUCCACAGUUAUUUCAGUGGAGGGAGAGUGCUGGGUCACAUGGUAACAUUCUGUUGUUGGGUAGUACUGUCUGACGUCUCCAUCCACCCCACGUAAUAAUUAAUACUGAAGGAUGCAGAAGAUUGAAGGGCUGUGUGUGCAUUAUACCUUACACCUGUAUACAACUUAAAAAUAGCCUACCUGUGUAUAUUUGGAAAUAAACAUAACGCUAGUUAUUUGCUAGGGGUUACAUGUGAUCAAAGUGAAAAUGAUCAACUCUGCUCAUGCCCAGCAACUCUUUUUUUUUUGUUUGUUUGUUUGUUUCUUCUGUCAGUGGUGGAGGGAAAGAUAAAAGCUAAUAUAUAAAAAUGUCCAUGUGUACACUUUUAUUUACUUUUUUGGAUCUCCCAUGUUAACAUUUUUUAGGUUAGAAAAAUACAGAUUUUAAAUAAGUGUAUGUUGUAUAUACUUUGUUAUCAAAAUGUGUACUGGAAAACAUGUUUUAAAUGUCACACAUUAGACUGUAAUUAAAAUUCUGUCAAAACUCUGGAGAAACGAGUAGUACCUGCAACAGAUGAGGCAUAUCUCAAAAAUUUUGCAAAAAUGUGUUUGCCGUGUCUUGCUUGAAGACUUACAAGCAAUGCCAAAUAGGGAUGGUGCUUCUCAUGCCAUUUUAAAUGUAUACUGCUGUUACGACUUCAUUUCUGUCACAUUAUUUCUAUUCUCAACAAAAGAGAUUGUUUUGGGAGGGAAUGCAAUGCAAUUUUAAGUAAAAUGUUGAUCAUACAAUUUCUAUGUAUUGUUGUCUUUAAAAAAAGUUUAUCUGCACGGAUUAGCCACUUUAUUAAAUAUGCCUGUUCAAAUGUUAAAUGUACAUAUCUAGUUGGCCAAUCUCAUGGCAACAGUUUAAUGCAUUGAAGCAUGUCAAGGUGAACUGC